Messenger RNA from Fulvia fulva, 186 nucleotides. RefSeq lists its product as uncharacterized. The transcript has a single exon. The record is from RefSeq and is a predicted model, not a curated record. NCBI's taxonomy places the organism in Eukaryota, Fungi, Ascomycota, Dothideomycetes, Mycosphaerellales, Mycosphaerellaceae. The coding region runs from base 1 to 186 and encodes 61 amino acids.
AUGAAAUCCUUCUCAACGAUUUUCUUGAUGGCCCUCACGAGCUUCAUCGCGGGCAGUCUAGCUGCAAGCUGCGGUAGCACGUGCUACUCCAAGGCAGAUUGUGCGGGCUCCACGUGUGGCGACUGCACUUCGUACGGACCUGGGUAUCAUGGCACCUGUUAUCAGGCAGAUGCAGCCGUCGUGUGA